CCGUUACAAGUGCUCCGUACAUCGUGACGAGCUUACGUGUGAAGGGACGCUCUCAACGGCCCGCAUCGAACGUUCCAAAUUCAAAUAUUUUAUGUGUCAGUGAAUUAAUUUUUUUUAAUAACUCUCUGUGACUGGACUCGUGCAAAAUCAGUUUUUACAUUUUAAUUUAGUUUUUAACGGACUUUGUUAUUCUGGACUUUAUUAUUACAUUGUAAAUGAAAAAUGAAUGAAUAUUCUUAUUAGUUGUAUAUUUUGUAUAAUGUAAAUAUAAAUAAACGGAUAAAAUAAGUAUCGUCUGUAAAGAAGAAUCUCACCUUACCUACCAACAAAGCGUGGUUUCGCAGGAUGCCACAUACAGGUCAGGCGGGCGUGAACCAGCUGGGGGGCGUGUUUGUGAACGGUCGGCCUCUGCCCGACGUGGUCCGCAAAAGGAUAGUGGAGUUGGCCAUUUUGGGGGUGCGGCCGUGUGACAUCAGCCGACAACUGCUCGUCUCUCAUGGCUGCGUGUCCAAGAUACUGACGAGGUUCUACGAGACCGGCUCUAUACGGCCCGGCUCUAUCGGCGGGAGUAAAACUAAGCAAGUGGCAACACCGACGGUAGUGAAGAAGAUACUCCGUCUGAAGCAAGAGAACCCCGGCAUGUUCGCGUGGGAGAUACGCGAGAGGCUGCUCAGCGCGAGAGUGUGCGAGCCUCACUCCAUCCCUUCUGUGUCAUCUGUGAACAGGAUCCUCAGGAACAGCGGACUGGCGUGGAAUGAAGACGAACUACGAAAUGGCCAUGAUCCCUUCCCAACGCCGGAGAUGCCGCCGAACAUGGUCGAUUACAUGGCAAUGAAGACAUCGUUACCAACGCCAAUCCAACAACAGACGCCGCCAUACUUCGCCCACACUGCAGUCAGGGCACCCCAGCCAGAACCACACGCCUACGACCGCAGACUUGCCACAUCAUGGCUCUUAGCGAACCAAGUGCAAGCCCAAGGACUCCUCAAACCCUACCCGAUUUCCCCAUGGCAAAGAGUCAUGAUGCCAUAUCCAGAUUCAAAGAAUUUUUCUCCUUACGCCCUAAGUCUACACAGCGAUCUUCUGAAUAGAAUAAACCCAGAAGAAGUUAAAUCAGAAAGCUCCGAACACAUAUCCGUCGAAGCUAGCGACGACAGCACCGAUCGUCCUGAUACAGACGAGCCUAAGCGGCAGAGUGAUAAAGAGAAGAAGAAAAACCCUUAUUCGAUAGAAGAAUUACUGAAAAAGCCGGACAAAAUAGCGAACUCUAAUCCGGUCGGGUUCCAGAACUUUCUGCGUCAGCCCAGUGGCAGUAUGAUUGAAUUUCGACACGAAAAAGCUUCGAGCGAACGAAGUUCCCCGGCUAGUUAUUGUUCAGUCCAAAGUGCCGUGUCGAAUGAUUCCGCAAGUCCAGAAAUUAAGGCGGGAAAUUGAGAAUUUGUUUUUUUUUUGCAUUCCGGUCGUGUAGUCCUAAAUAUUUGGAGACUACAUAACCAGAGUGUACUCUAGUCAAAAUUGUAAUACAGUCAAAUUGAGUAACUUUGGUUCUCUAUGUACGUUCCACAAUCAAGUCUUUUGACUUCAAGUUUUCACGCUUGUCCACAAAGAAUAAAUAAAUGUAAAGUUACUCAACUUGACGGCUUAUAAUAAUAAUUUAAAACUUAGCCAUAGUAGGAAGGUAACGGAAUAUAAACACUAUUUAAAUACAUACUCAGAUUAUGCCAGUGAUAAUUUUAAAAUCGUUCGACGCAUUCAGAAUUAAUUUUUCAUUUUGUUUUAUCCAUUUAUAUAAAACACGUUGUCCAUCAAUGUGACUAUAAAUACAAAAACAUAGUAACUAUUAUACGAGUAUCUACAUAAUAUUAUUUUUUAAUAAAUUAAAUAGUAGCAUAUAAGUAUUUAAUACACUCACUUUUUCACUUCCGUGGUCUACGGUGAUGAACCAACGCGCUCGUCUGUAGUUUUCAUCAUUUCUCUGUCUACGAUAUUUGCAUUGACAUGGGUGUUAUUAUGUCAAUAGAAAAGAUUAAUGUUUAAAAAGAUGAGGAUAAAACUCUUUUUAAUUCUCGAAUGGACUAAGUACCACAUAGACAUGUAUCGAAUUUGUAAAUUUAUUUUGUCAAUACGCUGCUUGUUAUAAUUGCUAAAAGUAAUUGUAAAAUAUUAAUUGAUUAAUUAUACGUAAUCGUUAAGAGUAGCUAUAUAAUGUAACAUGAUUCUGUGAUAUUGUACAAUAUUAGUUAACCCAAGGAUAGUUCCAACUUAAUGUUAACAAAUUCUUACAUUCCUUGCAUGAUUUAAGAAUAAUAUAUAAGUAGAUAAAUAGAUGUAUAUUGUAUAUAUACCAAUAUAAAUUUCGUUUUAGGUGUAAAUAUUUCAUUUUAUUUUUAAAAUACUGUACAAAAUAAGAGCAAACAAUAAAUUAUUCUUUAAAAUCCAUUAAAUUAAAAUAGCACGGGAAUGGUGUUUUAAGAUGCAUUUACAUUGUGCUUAGUGUCAUAACUACCAACAUUCUGUUAACUGUCUUGUUAAAAACAACCAUUUAAAUAUGGAAAAUAUCACAUCACAAACAUACAUCACAAUCGGUUUGUGAGCCGUGCGAUAUAAUUUUCAUUACCUAUCAGUAGAAGCCCUGGAAGAACUUUCCUGAAAACUAUCUCGUCACUUCGCGUCGUUUAGACGAGUAGGUCCAUUAUACAUGGUACUUAGGCAUAUUAUGUGUUAAACGAAUAACGAUAAUUGCGUACACACGUAGAUAGUUUAUGUAAACAGCACAAUAAACCAAAUAGAUAAAAAACUGUGUUUCAUUCAC
Bicyclus anynana (squinting bush brown) is the source of this 2812-nucleotide messenger RNA. RefSeq names its product paired box protein Pax-1 (gene Poxn). The transcript has 5 exons. The record is from RefSeq and is a predicted model, not a curated record. Bases 346 to 1434 code for a protein of 362 amino acids. NCBI's taxonomy places the organism in Eukaryota, Metazoa, Arthropoda, Insecta, Lepidoptera, Nymphalidae. Gene Ontology annotation, molecular function: DNA-binding transcription factor activity, RNA polymerase II-specific; RNA polymerase II cis-regulatory region sequence-specific DNA binding. Gene Ontology annotation, biological process: anatomical structure development; regulation of transcription by RNA polymerase II.